UGUAGUAUCCUUUGGUCCGGCGCAGUGAACGGUUUUGCAUCUUGUGCCACAGCUGCUGGAGGGUGGGAUCAGCAGGUGAGUGUGAAACGGUGCCGUACUUUGGAGACAAUCUGCUUUAUGAAAGGCGAUCACCAAAUCUACACACAUCAUAACGAAGAGACAAUGGGAGAUUCCACGAGUCCUGUCCAUGCGGUUCGCCAUGAUGGCACCAGGGACAAUACGCGAAAGUUAAAGGUGCAGUCUGACACUGACCAGAUGCCGCCGCUGCCGCCACCACCUCCACCACCAGAACAGGGCCAGCAUCCUCUACCGUCACCAUCAGAGCUGGAUGCCACACUGCCUCCUCCCAUGUCCACACAACCUGCUCCCCCUCAGGCAAGCAGUGUGCCAGGAUCUUCAGAGCUGGCUAGCUUACAGCUCAAGGAAAUACCAGAACAAGAUGAAAGCAAGCUCAAGGAUUCAGGUGUGACUAUGAGCCCUACAAAUUGGAAAACUAAAAAUUGGGCUGAUAUUGUGAAGCAUGAGAAGCAGCAAGAAAUCCCAAGGAUACCUGUGGGUCGUGGAGCGUUGAAGAAAGUAUUCAAUGUGUUAAAGGGAGUAGGAGAAGCGGGUCAAAUUGAAGAAAGAAAACUAAGUGUGAGGGCUGAACAUAGUCAUCUCUCUGAUGUCAGGGUAAAGCAGGCAGACAUGCAGCAACAUUUAAAGCCGAAACAAACCGUGUUUCUCAGAGGAGAGAAAAGGGGCAAUCCAGAUAUGCUUCCGAUACCAGAACAAGAUGAAAGCAAGCUCAAGGAUUCAGGUGUGACUAUGAGCCCUACAAAUUGGAAAACUAAAAAUUGGGCUGAUAUUGUGAAGCAUGAGAAGCAGCAAGAAAUCCCAAGGAUACCUGUGGGUCGUGGAGCGUUGAAGAAAGUAUUCAAUGUGUUAAAGGGAGUAGGAGAAGCGGGUCAAAUUGAAGAAAGAAAACUAAGUGUGAGGGCUGAACAUAGUCAUCUCUCUGAUGACAGGGUAAAGCAGGCAGACAUGCAGCAACAUUUAAAGCCGAAACAAACUGUGUUUCUCAGAGGAGAGAAAAGGGGCAAUCCAGAUAUGCUUCCGAAAGAGCCUACUACAGAAACAAAAAGGGGUGCUGUUUGGCCAUCACGUGCCAAGCCAUACGGAACACUAACUAUCGGAGCUCGAAAUAAAUUAGCAGAGCCACUGACCAGCACACCAACGAAGAGUACAGUAGAGAGCAAGAGCAAGCUGCCAUUACCUGUGCCACGAGUUAGAAGUUGCACUGAUACUGCUCCAACCUCAGUGUGCCUGCUUGACAACAAGGAACCUCCAGAGGGAGUAUCUCAAAAGUGUCACACUGAACGUGAGGAUAUACAGUUGAAAAGAGAGAUUGAUCAAAGUCCAAUUUCAUUGGAAGAGAAGCAGUUUCAGAGUGAUUUGGAACUUGCCCGCCAGUUAUCCCUUAAAGACAUGUAUCCAUCUGGAAGCAAAGAACAAAUCAGUCACUCUUCGGAGACUGUUGACAAACCAAAAAGAGACUUACGUGCAGCAGAAGAUGCACAGUUCUUAAGGGACAUGGAAGAAGCAUGUGAGCGCUCAUUUUUAGACAAUUGCUCUCCUGGUUCCUUGGAACUGGACAGGGACCCUGAGGCCACAGUGUCUCCAUUGCAAUCAGAUGAGGAGCAGGACAUGCCCAUUAUGGAAACAUUGGACAGAUAUCUGAAAGACUCAAUGGAACACAAUGGUAGCCCUCUAUACUCAACACAGGUCCCAACCUCUACAUCCAGAAUUGAUAGUGAUGGCGGUCAUCAUUCAUCACAGAGCAACAAACAUCAUAAUCCAUCACUGCAACCUGGCCCAUCAACAUCUAAGAUAGAUGAGAGAAAUAGAGAGAGGUUAACCUUGACAGAAGAGGAACAGUUCCUUAGGGACAUGGAAUUGGCUCGUCAGUUAUCCCUCCAGGAAAACUGGAGACGUGUUGCGGAUGAUGGAGAUUCAUCUGAUGAAGAUUAGCUGCUUAAAUUACGUCCAAGCUGCACCAGAACUUAGACUGGAGGUUCUCCAAGAGUUUCAAAGUGUUUAAAGUAAUUUUUCACCGUUUUAGCUGUAGUUAAUGUUUUCAGUAUUUUUUAAGUUCUGAUUUUAUAGGUAUUUACAAAUUUUGUAAACUUACAAAUUCAUUCGAAAGAUGACCUAUUAGAGGCUAAAAUUGUAACGUUAUUUAAGUGAACAACAAAAACUGGGAUCAUAUACAUGAGUAGGUGUCAUGAUGUUAGUAUUUUCAGCACAUGCAAGGAAAACAAAACAGGAAUGACGACUUCUCAAGAAGCCUCAGUGUUGUGUGUCUUUGUGCUCAGUGAAUGAAACGUACAUUAAUUUGUAUGUUAAGAUUUUAAAUUUGAUGUAUGCUGCUUUCUUGAAUAAAUAUCUUAGCCAAA
Molecule: messenger RNA, 2435 nt
Organism: Schistocerca gregaria
Lineage: Eukaryota; Metazoa; Arthropoda; Insecta; Orthoptera; Acrididae
Exons: 12
Coding region: 118-2010 (630 amino acids)
Source: RefSeq, a predicted model, not a curated record